AUGUCCCCCUUCCUAAGGUGGGACACUGUGACACAUGACUGGCUGGUGUGUGAUCAGUGCCCGCCAGGCACCUUCAUGCAGCGGCCCUGUGGCCAUGAGAGCCCCACAGUGUGCAACGCGUGCCCACCUAUGCACUAUACACAGUUCUGGAACUACUUGGAGCGCUGCUGCUACUGCAACAUCUUCUGUGGGGAGCACGAGGAGGUGCGAGCCUGCAGCGCCAGCCACAACUGUGCUUGCUGCUGUGGGCCCAGCUUCUUUGCCCAUGCCGGCUUCUGCCUGGAGCAUCUACCGUGCCCACCUGGUGCUGGCGUGCUCACUCCUGGUGGGUGUUGGGGAUGGGGACACGGGCUGGGUGCUCCAGCCCUGCUGCUCAUGACCCCAUCCUCCCAUGCUCCACUCCAGGAACCCCCAGUUGGAACACAGUGUCAGCUGUGCCCUGUGGGUACCUUCUUGGACAGCAGCUCAAGCACACAGUGCUGCCAACCCCACUGCAACUGUACAGCCCUCGACCUGACCCUCAACGUAGCCGGCUCCUCCUUCCACAAUGCCAGGUGCACUAGCUGUCCCAGCUUCUCUCUCAGCGCCCUGGAGCCAGGUGAGCCAGGGCAUGCCGAGUGUGAACAUGCCCUUAUGGACUUCGUGGCCUUCCAGGAUAUUUCUUUCAGGAAGCUGUUGGGGUUGCAGCAGGCCCUGGACGGCCAAACCACAGGAAGAUGGGGCGGAGAGCCACUCAGACUGGCUUUGUCACCCUUCACCCUGGACAGAUGUAGCUCUGGCCGUGUGCCCUCAGUGGCUGAGCACAUGGGGAGGACCCAGUGUUCCUGCUGUUCCACCUGCCAUGCAGAUACGGGGUGA
Molecule: messenger RNA, 858 nt
Organism: Elephantulus edwardii (Cape elephant shrew)
Lineage: Eukaryota; Metazoa; Chordata; Mammalia; Macroscelidea; Macroscelididae
Gene: TNFRSF6B
Product: tumor necrosis factor receptor superfamily, member 6b, decoy
Molecular function (GO): protein binding
Source: RefSeq, a predicted model, not a curated record